Messenger RNA from Tripterygium wilfordii, 2363 nucleotides. Its product is annotated as nuclear transcription factor Y subunit C-3-like. Gene Ontology annotation, molecular function: DNA binding; DNA-binding transcription activator activity, RNA polymerase II-specific; protein heterodimerization activity. NCBI's taxonomy places the organism in Eukaryota, Viridiplantae, Streptophyta, Magnoliopsida, Celastrales, Celastraceae. Gene Ontology annotation, biological process: regulation of DNA-templated transcription. The transcript has 2 exons. Bases 1301 to 2068 code for a protein of 255 amino acids. The record is from RefSeq and is a predicted model, not a curated record. Gene Ontology annotation, cellular component: nucleus.
AUAGUGAUAUCCGUUGAUUAAUAUGUGAUUGAGGAGCUUGGUUUUAUUGGGGUUUUUCUGGGUUUUGGAGAUACGAUAAUUUUAUAAAUUGUUCUGCUUCCAAGUGCGUGUCUUUCGUGCUUGCUUAGUUUGCCAUAGUUUUUGUUGAAUUUUGAGCUUCUAUGCUUUGUGUGCGGAGGAGCUAUGUGGGUAAUCACAUUAUUGUAUAUUUCUGUUAUAUGAAGAGUUAAUGUCAUGUUUGGUACUGCAUGGUCAAUUAAUAAUCAAACCAUGAUGGCAGCAAUUAAGGAUCACUUAUUGAUUUGGUGAAAAUAUAUUUUCAACAUGUUACUAGGGUUAGGUAGAUUCCUGCAAGACCUGCUACAAGACUUAGGUUGGACUGGAAGUUGGGUGGGAUGGUUGUUUUUGUGUUUCUUACUUCCUUUUUCCUGUUUUUUUCCUCUCAUUUGGGUGUGUGUUGGUGGGGGUGGGGUCGUCUGUUGCCUUGCAUUGAAUUUAGGCAGUGUGAAGGGGAAGGAUUGGUAUUCCAAUUGCUGUUAGUGCCUUUACCAUAUACUUGAGAUUAAUUUAAUUAGUUCCGGUUUUUUGUUUCGGAAUUGUAUUUCCAAAUACCAUUAGAUUUUUCUAUAUUACUUUGGCAUUGUCUCUUAAUUACUUUGUAUUUUGGGGAUUCUAUACUUAGUUUUUGAAAGAGCGAAUAUUAUGAGCAAUGGACUGCAAUAUCUCAUAUAUAAUAUGUCUAUCUCACGAGUCCCAUGAAGCGUUUUGUAGUCCUUAGAAUUCCAUGCAAUGGAUGCCUGGUAUUAUGGGUCAAGGCGUAUAUUGGUAAUUUUCAAUACAUUCCUAAAUCGGUUUGGUAAUUUUCAAUUUCUAUCAAUACUUUACAUGUGGUCAUUUGUUCAUUCCCUUUUAUAAAUCAUUAGUGUUGUGUCGGUAGCAAGCUGCACCACUAUAGUAAUUUAAUAUCCUUUCCUCCCAAAAAUUAAGCUAUCUUUUCUAGUAUGCCAAGUUGCCAACAAUCCUUUUUUUAAGGUAAGCAGUUUACCUUGGGUUUAUUUGAUUUGAAUGAAGGUCCAAGUGAAUCUUUCAGAGGAGAGUAUACAAAGGGGGCAAGUGUCAACCUUUUUUUUGAGGUUUUUAGAAAUAUAAUAAUGUUGGCUAGUCAUAUGAGAUGUUACGAUACAAAAUAGGUUGGGCAUCACUUGGCAGAUGUGGGGACUGAAAGAAGGAGACUAAGCAGGAUUGGGCGAUAUGAUUUAUCAAUACCUGUAGGACACAAUAAACAACAGGCAAUUUACCUAUGGAUCACCAAGGUCGUGGACAGUCCCCAGCAGGUGCGGCUGGUAAUGCAGCUCAAGUGCCAUAUGGCAUGGCAUAUCAACAUUCUGCUCCUGGAUCGAUUCAAUCUCCUUCUCAUCCUUCAGGCCUUGCCGUCUCUUCAGCUCAGCUUGCGCAACACCAGCUUGCUUAUCAACACAUCCACCAACAGCAGCAACAACAACUGCAACUACAACUCCAGAAUUUUUGGGCUAGCCAGUACCAAGAAAUCGAGCAAACUGCUGAUUUUAAGAAUCAUAGUCUGCCGCUUGCUAGGAUUAAGAAGAUUAUGAAAGCAGAUGAGGAUGUGAGGAUGAUAUCAGCCGAAGCUCCAGUCAUAUUUGCCAGGGCGUGUGAGAUGUUCAUCCUAGAGUUGACACUGCGGUCUUGGAAUCACACAGAGGAAAACAAAAGGAGGACACUCCAAAAGAAUGACAUUGCAGCAGCAAUAACAAGGACUGAUAUAUUUGAUUUUCUGGUAGAUAUUGUUCCGAGAGAGGAUAUGAAUAACGAGGUACUUGCAUCAGUCCCAAGAGGGAACCUUCCGGUUGGAGGCCCAUCAGAUGGUCUUCCUUAUUAUUACAUGCCACCCCAGCUUGCUCCACAGGUGAGUGCUCCAGGGAUGAGUGUGGGUAGACCUGUGAUGGAUCAAGCUCUCUUUGGUCAACAACCUCACCAAUAUAUGUCUCAGCAGAUGUGGAUGCAACAACAACAACAACAUCAACAGCCGCAGCCACCUCCGGAUUCUUAAGCAGAUUGGGGAUCGCUAUAAUGAACUCAAGAAGGAUGGCAUGAGCUGCCUGUUACAAGUCAAAUCAUCUCUUAUAACAAUUACCACAUGUUUUGUCUAAAAACCUAAGUUUGUUCCUGUUUUUUUUUUUACCUAAUUCACAACUCCCUACAAGGUAGUGAACUCUGGUGCUGUAGAUAAUUGGUUUAAUGAUUCUCGUUAUGAUUAUGUUGAAAUCUAAGUUUUUUCAGUUCCCUCAUGUUAUAUAUGGGUUGUGUACGGUUUUAUUCUUUUAAUGUUAUUGUAUGGUUGAUUU